Messenger RNA from Rubroshorea leprosula, 1876 nucleotides. NCBI's taxonomy places the organism in Eukaryota, Viridiplantae, Streptophyta, Magnoliopsida, Malvales, Dipterocarpaceae. The record is from the annotation of a GenBank genome assembly.
AUAUGAUCACCGACCGUCAACAACCUCAAGAAAUUGAGAAAACUCCAGGCUCCAGCUUUAUAAUUUAAAAUCUCUGCAGGAAGAAUCUUCUUCAACCUGAUUUGUUUGCCCUUCUCUGUCAAUUCUCUGUCAAACUAACCCACUUAAAAAAAUUCAGAAACCCCAUUUCUUGGACACCUUCAAGAUCCCAUUUUUCAUAAGAAAUCUCUAUCUUAACCACUUUUUGGUGACAUCGUAACUAUAAUCUCCAUUUCUGAUAUACCCUUUUGGGUAUUUGUUUUCUCUUUGUGGUAGGCAUCUGGGUCUUGGGUUCUGCUUGCUCGACCUGACUGUUUGCUAGAUUAGGGAGAUUUGGGUUGGAAGAAGUAGAAUUCCAUUGGAAAUGAGGGUUUGGAGGUGGGUUUUUCUUGGGGUUCUUUUUGCUGCCUUUAUUUUGAGGAUUGAUGCCUUCAAGCUAGGUCGCAGUCGACCCACUGAACGAAUUUCAGGUAGUGCUGGUGAUGUCUUGGAAGAUGAUCCAGUGGGAAGGUUGAAAGUCUUUGUUUAUGAGCUUCCUAGCAAAUACAACAAGAAGAUUUUGCAGAAGGACCCAAGAUGCCUCACUCAUAUGUUUGCAGCUGAGAUCUUCAUGCAUAGGUUUCUUUUGUCUAGUCCUGUUCGUACCCUCAACCCUGACGAAGCUGAUUGGUUUUACACACCUGUAUACACUACUUGUGACCUGACACCAAAUGGCUUACCAUUGCCAUUUAAGUCACCACGAAUGAUGAGAAGUGCAAUUCAGCUCAUUUCAUCAAACUGGCCUUAUUGGAAUCGGACAGAAGGUGCUGAUCACUUUUUUGUGGUGCCACAUGACUUUGGAGCAUGCUUCCAUUAUCAAGAAGAGAAGGCCAUUGAAAGAGGAAUUCUCCCCUUGCUCCAACGUGCUACAUUAGUUCAGACUUUUGGACAGCGGAAUCAUGUUUGCUUGAAGGAAGGCUCAAUUACAAUUCCACCUUAUGCUCCACCCCAGAAAAUGCAUUCACACCUGAUUCCUGAGAAAACUCCUCGGUCCAUUUUUGUUUACUUCCGAGGAUUGUUUUAUGACGUGGGAAAUGACCCAGAAGGUGGUUAUUAUGCAAGGGGUGCCCGAGCAGCAGUCUGGGAGAACUUCAAGGACAAUCCACUCUUUGACAUUUCAACUGAGCACCCGACCACAUACUACGAGGACAUGCAACGAGCCAUCUUUUGCUUGUGUCCACUUGGUUGGGCUCCAUGGAGUCCAAGGUUGGUUGAAGCAGUGAUAUUUGGAUGCAUCCCUGUUAUCAUUGCAGACGACAUUGUUCUACCAUUUGCUGAUGCAAUCCCGUGGGAAGAAAUUGGUGUAUUCGUUGAUGAGAAGGAUGUUCCAAACUUGGACACCAUACUCACAUCAAUCCCACCAGAAGUAAUAUUAAGAAAACAGAGACUGCUCGCAAACCCUUCAAUGAAGCAGGCAAUGUUAUUCCCACAACCUGCCCAACCAGGAGAUGCUUUCCAUCAAGUUUUGAAUGGACUUGCCCGUAAGUUACCCCAUGACAAGAGUGUUCACUUGAAGCCAGGUGAGAAGAUCUUGAAUUGGACUGCAGGCCCUGUUGGUGACCUCAAACCUUGGUAGCAGUUGUUAUGUUGUGUAAUAUCAACAUCCUUCAAAAUCACUAGCUUGUUUGUUGUAUCUCCGAGCAUUAAUGAGUCUUUUUUGGCCUUCAAACAUUAAUGAGUUAGUCCUUUUGAGCACAGAUUAUGUAAUGUUAAUAUAUAUCUUGAUUUCCUUCUAAAUGCAUUAGAUUAUACCGUCCUUUCUACAGCCCUAGAUUUGUGACUAUUUCCUGUAUCCUCUCAAUCAAAUUUUCAGUCUGUU